Molecule: messenger RNA, 6167 nt
Organism: Oenanthe melanoleuca
Lineage: Eukaryota; Metazoa; Chordata; Aves; Passeriformes; Muscicapidae
Gene: USP6NL
Product: USP6 N-terminal like
Exons: 15
Coding region: 1536-4055 (839 amino acids)
Source: RefSeq, a predicted model, not a curated record
CAGGAAAAGACAAAGGUAUUUGUGGGUGGGUGGUUUUUUUUAAAUUUUAUUUUUAUUAUAGCCUUGUUGAUUGCAAGGAAAAUCUGGGAAAGUGUCAGGCACUGUUUUGAAUUAAAAGUUUUUCCAAUAUAGUGUCUUUCAGAAAGACACUGAACAAGUAAUAGACCCCUUCUUUAUGUUUUGUUGUAGUUGGUAGUGUUUCUGUAUGGAAGAGAACCCUGCAAGCAUCGAAAUAAACUAGGUUGGCUGAGAAAGCAAAGUGAAAACAGUCUAGUUUCUAACACACAUCACUAGGAAAAGAUGCUGCUAUUGCAAUAGAAAACAGGGACUCUCUGCUUUUUGGUAGACUUUCAAUACUGCUUCCUAUUGCUGUACUCAAAAUUACAGAUGAAAUGACAAAAACUUUCCUUUUUUAAAAAAAGUUACUUACAAGGGAAGUGAUAUAAAACACACACAUAGUGUUAUUACAGAGAACAACUGACUUUACCAGAAGUCUGCAUUGUCUGCUAAACAGAUGAUAGCAAUAGCUAAAGAAAAUAUUUAGACACUGAAGGCAAUAGAGGAGUAGCACUUUACAGCUGGGAGUUGGAGGUCAGGCUGCUCUGGUGCACUGGAGCAUUCACUUUUCACACAUUUCGGUAGAACAGAGCUUCUGUAUCGUCCCCAUCUCGUUUCCUCAGUGAUACGUGACAAGGUUUUUAUAAGCAAUGAGGGUGCAUAAUUAAGCUAUUAUUAGCCUUAAGUGGUUUUCAGAGCUGCUGUUUUGUUUUUUCCUAAUGAACAGCCUUUUCCUGUACAUACACACAAUAAAAUGUCAUGUAACACGAUGUCUCAGAGGCACAGUAUUGUUAGUUCAUAUUUACAAAACUAAGGUGAGAUAAUGCCUUUGGAAAACCAAGUUGAACGGGACACACUGGUCUUCCACUUCAUAAUGUGUGAGAUUCAAGAAGAAUUUGGUCCCAAAGGUAGUGUGAAACUGGUCAGAAGUGCCUCAAUCUGGUUUGAGGGCUGUCUGAUCCAUUUGAUGUUUUUAACGUAAUAGGUGUUAUUAGCCCAGUAAAUAAUUAAAUGUUGGGGAAGUUAUAUUUGCUAAUUUUGACACCAGUAAUCAAGAGGAAGCUGACAAGGCUGCAGUUCUAAUGAUAUGUUUUAACACACACUUCAUUUUUGAUUGGGCUGUGUAUGCUUAAAUAUUUAAUUUUGCAGACAUUAAUGGAAAAUUGACAGGGCCUGCAGUUUAAACUGUUCUUCACUGAUUGUAGCAUCUCAUGGCUUUGUGUUCAUCUCUGCUUAUUUAGAAUGUUUGUGUGUAAAUUUUUUCAAUUGCUUUAUUUCCCUGCUGAGUCUCUUCCCUGUGUUACUUUUUCAGUGCAAAAAGUUUGGUUGUAAUUUUCAGUCUGGAGCUUUACCAAAGGCUUCCUUUUGGCAGCUGGAUUUCUUUUUUUCAUGGACAUGUAUACCUCUGAGAAACCUUCUCCAUCAAGAUACCUUGCUUCAAGACCUCUCUUGGAUUAUAUACAAAGAAGUUUCCAGUCAUGAGUGCAGAUGCUGAGCAGGAUGCUGCUAUCAAACUUGCCCAGGAACGAGCAGAGAUAGUUGCCAAGUAUGACAGAGGACGUGAGGGUGCUCAGAUUGAACCGUGGGAAGAUGCUGACUACCAUCUUUACAAAGUCACUGAUAGAUUUGGGUUUUUACAUCCGGAGGAGCUUCCGGUCCAUGAUGUGAUGAUAGAAAAGCAAAAGCACCUUGAAAUUGAAAGAACUACAAAAUGGCUUAAGAUGUUGAAAAGCUGGGAAAAAUACAAGAAUAGUGAAAAGUUUCAUAGGAGAAUUUAUAAAGGGAUCCCACGACAGUUCAGAGGGCAAGUCUGGUCUUUGUUGCUUGAUGUUCCUAAGAUGAAAGAAGAAAUGAAAGACUUUUAUAAUAAAUUGAAGUGUCAAGCACGAGGGUCUUCACCAGAUAUUCGGCAAAUUGACCUUGAUGUGAACCGGACGUACAGAGACCACAUCAUGUUUCGGGACAGAUAUGGUGUCAAGCAACAAUCUUUGUUCCAUGUUUUAGCUGCAUAUUCCAUAUAUAAUACGGAAGUUGGAUACUGUCAGGGAAUGAGCCAGAUCACAGCUUUGCUCCUGAUGUUCAUGAAUGAAGAAGAUGCCUUCUGGGCCUUGGUGAAACUUCUCUCUGGUCCAAAGCAUGCUAUGCACGGUUUCUUUAUUCCUGGUUUUCCAAAACUGUUGAGGUUUCAGGAACAUCAUGACAAAAUACUGAAGAAAUUUUUGUCCAAACUUAAGCAGCAUUUGGACUCCCAGGAUAUGCCCACCAGCUUUUACACAACCAAGUGGUUUUUCCAGUGUUUUCUUGAUCGUACUCCCUUUACAUUAAGCCUCAGGAUAUGGGAUAUCUACAUACUUGAAGGAGAGCGGAUUCUCACUGCUAUGUCUUACACAAUUCUGAAACUGCACAGAAAGCAUCUGAUGAAAUUACAAAUGGAAGAGCUUGUAGAAUUUCUGCAGGAGACUUUAGCCAAGGAUUUCUUCUAUGAAGAUGACUUUGUAAUAGAGCAGCUCCAAAAUUCUAUAUCAGAAUUGAAACGAGCAAAGCUGGAUUUACCAGUAGCUGGUAAAGAAGAUGAAUUUCCAAAGAAACCAUUGGGGCAGAUUCCCUCUGGACCUCUGCCUUCUGUGCUUAACUCCACUCCAAUGCUUAAUGGACAGAACAGUACUGGUACUCAAGCAGCAAAGACAGAGAGACCAUCCACAGAAGAAGAAUCAGGAAGUUCACCAAAUGACCGACAAAGAAUUAAUUCUGUGGAAAAGAAACCUCCCUUACAACAGCAAAAGAUUCGACCAAUGGAGACACAAAACAGUUUGCCUAAGAAUGAGGUAGAUACUAGAAAAAAGCCUCAGCCAACAGAGCAAGACAACUCGAGUUUAUACAAUAAUGCAGCUGCUAAUCAAAAUUCUAAUGCUGCUUCCAAUACAAGAAGGGAAUUUGUACCUAGGUGGAAUAAACCAUCUGAUAUCAAAAUAAUGGAAAAGACAAUGAAACUCACUGCAGAGGUGAAAGGGAGGCCAGUAAACCCUUCUGUUUUGGGCCCACCACCAAGUCCUGGAGAAAUGCAGCCUUUGAAUGUAAAGCAAAAAGUAAGGGUUUUGGAUGCUGAUGAAGGUAAGCGAGGGUCUAAUGCGUCUCAGUAUGACAAUGUUUCAGAGGAUGAAACUGAGAAUGAGAAUCUUGUUGAAGAUAUGCUUGAGAGAGCUCAUCCAGAAAGUCCUAGGCAUGUAGCAUUUUCUAAUAGUCCAAGAAAGCAAAUUGAAAAAAUACCAGCUCCAUUAAAAAUACCCAAUAAUUACACCUUCACUUCACAACCCAGAUCUCCAAAAUACGCGUCUCAGUCUGAUGGUCCACCUCAUGGACUGAAUGUAAAACAGCCACUGCCAGGUUAUAGUAAUCCCCCUACUUACUAUGGGAAUUCUCCAAAGCACGUUUCCAAUAUAGGCAAUGCAAGUUCUGCACCUCUGCAUUACCACGGGAAUCGACCCAGCCCCUCUGGAAGGCCAUACCCUCCUUUUAUGUCAGUAGAUUAUUCCCCAAAUAAACUGCAAAUGAAUUCCUAUCCUGCCAGUCGCCAAAAUCCUCUUUCACCAGCCCCUGCUCAGACAGAAGUCACUCCUGUUGAUGCUUACACCAGCAAUUCGAGGUCCUCCCCCGGUGUCAAGUACAUCAUCCCUCCAGCAGAUUACUUACCAGAGGAGAGAAAGUGGCCGGACGCCACCUACAUCUGCAGACAUGAACCCUACAGGCAGCCCUGGAACCAAGACCUUACCAGAAGCCACUUGGAUAAUUUCCAGAAAUACCAGCAUUUUCAGCCAACACCUUUACAAGACCGCAGUCUUCCUGCUGUUUCUGUGGAUAGUCCAGUGAGAUACAGGACUUCCCCAGCCUUUGAAGAGAAUGGCUCCCCACAGUACCAAUAUCCAAACCCAUCAGCUCAAGCCCAGCACUAUCGGAACAGAACUGAUGGAUUGUCUAUGCAUGAAUCUGUGCUUCUCUGAGAAUCUGGCUAUGCUUAGUAAAAUGGCAAGAACCAAAACCAGUUGAACAGUACUGUGUCAGUAGUAUCCCACCUCAGUUCUCUGAAAUGUGAAUGGUUCAUGUGAGUUCAAAAAUAAUGACACUGUUUCAGAGAUGUUUCAGACUUUGGUUGAAAGCUGGUGGAGUUCUUGGACUUGCAUGGAAGCAACUGGAAGUGAUCUAAUGCACAUAGACAUAGCAAUAAGCUCAUAUACAUCAUGUGGUUCAUGCUGUUGUUGCUCCUUACAUAUUUGAAUAACUUGUGUUACAAUCCUUCUGCCUAAAACCUGUAACACACUGAAAAGUUUUAUUUUGACUGACAUUGUUAAUGCACUGUACAGAUGUGUGUGUGUGCGCCUGUGUGAGUGCACUUACAGUACACAAACUCAUAUGCAAAAGAGCUAAAGAGUUUAAAUGCAUUUAACUUUGGGCAAAGCUUGUGAAGUACUUUUUUUCAUAUUAAUUUUUCUUUGUAAUUUAUUUGAGAAGCCAUUCAUUUUGAAUGGGAAUUUCUGUCAUUUUUAUACAGCUGCCUCAGCAUCCCAGUAUCUGUUCUGGGCAGGAGAGAUGCUUUGGGAUUAUUAAUUUAAUCAUAUGUGAGAGUUAAUUUCCUCUCCUUUGACUACUGUUUGUCAUUUUCCUCAGCAGGAAGGAGCAGGCAGGCAAAAGCAGAAAGCCAAAAAUGUCUCUCUAAUCUGGCUAAGAAAUGGUGCUUAAAUUCAGGGCAGUGUUUAGGGGUUUUGUAAGUGCAUCGAAAGGGGAGAAUUUGUACCUUCUCACCCAAAUCUACCUUUAGAAUGUCGUUCUGUAUGUAAAAGACUGGAGCACAGUGAGACUAAUUCCAGAUACAGAAAUGGUGCUGCAGCCUUCACUUUUUCCAUGCUGUGCUGUCAGACUAAAGCAGACUGCAGGGCCAAAUCUCACAGGUAUGAGAGAAUUGCACAGCUCGUUAACAUCUCUGUGAAGUGCAUGCAGGAGUUUGAGCUUUGCUCCAAUAUUGAUUCUCCCUGAGCUAUGUGAGUAUGCAGUGUCCCUUCUCUUAAGCUUUGUCGAGUGGAUUCUGUUGUGUUUUGCCCUCUUUCCCCCAAAUUGCUGGCGGCAUCCUGUCUGUGAUGGGCGUGUGCUGCUGUGCUCUCGGUUUGCAAUGUGCGGUGUUUCACACUAAAAUGACCCUGACUGUUGUUAACAGGAACCUUAAGCUCCUGCUGAUGUAAGUAAUUCUAAUUAGUGUUGCAGCCUUUUUUCCUUUGUGUUUUCCUUUCUUUGACUGUGAAUUGGGGGUGGAAUGAAAAGCAGGUGAAGUGGCACAUGUAGGUUGGAGUCCUGUGAGCUGCAGGACGCGCUGACCUCUCGCCAGGAGCUGGGGCAGAGGAGGGUCUUGCCAGGAGAGGUCCUUGGAGUGCUGAAUCUCUAAUACUGAAGUACUAAACAUUGGUGUCAACACCAGUUUGAAAGGUUGUCCUGUUCCCUUUUUUUCUCUAAGGUUUGUUAACUGAAAACAUAGAAAUGGACUUUUUUUUUUUCCUUUAAAAAAUGAGCUUUAGUGCCUAUUAUUGCUGCAGGUUGGCUCUGUAAGUUUAAGGUACAGAAGUAAAACAAUUUUUACAAAUGGAAGUAACAUUUACUUAGUAUGUUUCAAAACAUUUUUUUUUGUGUAUAUAACGUGUCUGAUGUAAUUUUUAAUAACUGGGCAAUUUUAUAUUUUUAAAAUUGCAAACUGCAGCAAAGUAACUGUAGCCAAGCACUACACUGAAAUCCUAAACUAAAAUUGUGAAGAUAAAUAUGACUUGGGCUUAUUUUAGUUCUGAUUGCUUACAGUGGCUUAGAAAUGUAUGUAUAUAAUAUUGUGGUUAAGUGUAAUAAUCUCAGUGUUUAAUGAUGGUUCUGUAAUUCAUAACGAAGCUGUACAAUUUAUUUGUGCAAACAACAUGAGGCUCCGAAAUAUGUAUCAGCAUUAGUAAAUACUGUAGAUUUUUAUAUAUAAAAUAUAUACACACUAUUUUCUUAUUUCAUCUGCAACAGUUUUAUAACUGUGUACCCUAUUUUGAUGUGACUGUAUUUUUAACAUGUUAAAAUAAUAAUAAUUAAGCUUA